UAUACCCUCCUCCCCCUCCUUCCUCUUCCUGCAUCUUCCCACAUUUCAGACUCUUUCAUCUGCCUCAGAAGCACAUUCAGACAUCAAACGUUCACACUUUGAACCAUACUGUUCGUGCAACUCUGCCUACCAUGGAUAGGAGCCCGUCUCUGUUGGAGGGCGACGGUUUCUUUGACCACGGCGAUUUGGACAGGAGGCUUUCAAGACUUGGGAUGCGUGAGGGCGAAGGGGACGGACGUGACAACCAUGGACAGGAAGGACCAGACACCACCAACAGAGUGCCUACUGAAUGGGCGCCUGGGGUCAAUUUGGACCAGCUCUGGAGGCUUCAACGAUCUGGUUCGAACAGCCCGGCAGAUACUGCAAUGUCGGAGGCCCCGCAGCCAGCCUAUCUCAUUCAAGGGUCUGCGGUGGUUACCCCUACUACUCCUGCAAUGUUGUUGAACACUAUGCAGGGCCAGGGCCACAGCCAGGAACACAGCCGGGUGCAGGGAGAGGGACAGAGACAGGGGCAGGAACAGAAUCAGGGACGGCCACGGUCGAAUUCUCCCCCCCGCACCUCACAGCCCCCAGCCCAGCCAGUGUUUUACACGAACAACGGUGGACUCACAUUGCCUCGUUUCAGUCCAAACCAGUACUUCGGCGACAGACAGGCGAUCGAUCCGCACUUGAAUUACAUCUUCUCGGGAGGGCAGGGCAAUCCAGCUCAACCCCCCCAGACUCCCCUCGUCCCGCAGAGACAGCGAAACUUCCGUGAACCGGCACCGAGGUCCAGCCAUGCUCAACAGGCUCAACGCUCCAGGAACACCCAGCCACCUCUGUCUGCGAGAGCAGAGCCCCCAUACCCGACCACGGUUGCGCCCACUAGUGCUCCAGCCCCAACGAGCGACACCCAGCCGUCGCGGUCAGCGAGAGCCCAGACCCCAUACCAAACCACAGCUGCUGCCACAAACGCCCAAGUCCCACUGAGCAACCCUCGUGCAACUCAAGACCAUGGCGCGGUUGCAAAUGCGAACGCAGCAGCACUCUCCCAAGCAUUUGGGCCCGAUGGGGAUGGCCGUUCUCCGUCUCCUCCGCCUCCUCCGGUCCCUCGGCAUCGCGAACUUGCACGUCCCCAACGCCCGAACUCGGAGAGGGACACUGCCCUCCGGUACGCUGAAUACCUGCACCGACUGAGAUACAAUCCUCACCAGGCUGAGGUUCCUCACUUGGCCCACACUCGAGCCCACACUCGAGGCGCACGGGCGCCGCCUGUUCAGGCUGGGUACACUCCCCACCCGGCCACCGUGCGAUCAUCUGGUCCGGCGAACGCAGAGCAUGAGAGACGCGCACGCGACCUUGGACAAAUCUUGCAGGAAACUCAACGAGCUCAUUGGCAGCGGGUCAUGAACGAAGCCGUUGCUCAAAUAAUCAUGGACGAUGCUCGGCCGAUCCCGCAGCCCGGCGACCUGCGCGGCACUCUGGACGAUAGAAGCAACGGUCGUCCGGAAGCGAAAGAGCCCCAUGAACUGCAAGCGAACCUCGAGUGCAAGAUCUGCUUUUCCCAGAUCGUUGAUACGGUCUUGCUUCCCUGCGGCCAUGCCAGUAUGUGUCAGUGGUGUGCGGACGUCCAGUAUCCGGGUCGUCGCUAUGAUCCCAGCAGACCAAUCGAGCCGGCCCACUGCAUCAUCUGCCGCGCUGACGUUAAGAUGAAGAUGCGUAUCUACCUCAACUAGGGUGAACAAUCUCUCCACACGCCUAUACAUCUCUCCACUUCCCAUUGCAUUGUGACAUGUGCAACGACGGCGUCCCUGGUAAAACAGCACAUACUCUUUCGCAUCCGACAUCUGAGACUACGAACGAUUGGACAUGCUGCGCUGGAUGCUUUGAUACCCGUUCCAAUCGAUCUCAUUUUUCUAAUACUGCUUCUAUCUCAACUCUUUGCCGACUUUCAUGACUUCUGGUCUGGUUUCUUUCGGGUUUUAAUUGGUAUUGAUUUAUUCUAUCUGUUUCGCUGUGGUUCAUGGGUUUCAUUUUUUCUCUUCGAAUAUCAACAUUACCUUGCUGGGCAGGUCCCCGGUUGUUCAUAUCUUUCCUUACUGUGGGUCAUGCACAUUGUUUAUCUCCUAUCGAUUAAUACAAAACCCCAACUCGGUUGGUUACCUUGCAUGUUUGGGCAGGUUCCUGGUUGGUAUACCUGAUCGUC
This is a messenger RNA of Aspergillus heteromorphus CBS 117.55, 2185 nucleotides long. Its product is annotated as C3HC4 finger protein. The transcript has 3 exons. The record is from RefSeq and is a predicted model, not a curated record. NCBI's taxonomy places the organism in Eukaryota, Fungi, Ascomycota, Eurotiomycetes, Eurotiales, Aspergillaceae. The coding region runs from base 132 to 1715 and encodes 527 amino acids.